UAUCGUUGCAGAAACAUAAUGGGCAAUACAAAAUCUACUUACUACGGCUUUUUUAAAGAGGAGGAGGUAAAAGAACUUUCUUCACUUUACAAUGAAAAGGGCUUUGAAGCAGUUGUUUCCAGAAUUAAAGAAAAGAAUGAAGCUCUAGAAAAUGAAACACUGAAAAUUGCAGUUACUGGAGAGUCUGGCGUGGGCAAAUCUGCCUUAAUCAAUGCCAUGAGGGGUCUGAGAGAUGGUGACCCGGGUGCAGCUGAAGAGGGGUGUACAGAGCAAACUAUGAAGGUCACAGCUUAUCAACACCCACAACUGCCAACUGUCUGUUUUUAUGACCUCCCUGGUGUUGGCACUACUAAAUUUCCAAGUACAACAUAUGUCGAAAAACUUGAACUUGACAAAUACGAUGUUUUCCUUAUUGUUUUGGGAGUGAGGUUCAUGGAAAAUGAUGUGUUUCUUGCUAGAAAAAUAACUGAAAUGGGAAAGAAGAUUUACUUCUUACGCAGCAAAAUAGACUUUGAAAUGGAAAAUCUAGAAAAACAGAACCGACAACAAGACAGGGAGAGAGAAUUCGACAAAAUCAGACAGUACUGCAUCGAAAAGCUGGAGAAGAACAAGUUCCCUUCACAAGAGGUCUUCCUGGUGUCCAGUUACCGUAUGAAUGACUUUGAUUUUCUCAGAUUGUGUGAAGUGGUGAAAUCUGAUCUGAGUGAGAACAAGAGGCAUGUAUUUAACCUCUCCCUGCCCAAUUUCAGCACUGCUGUCAUUGAAAUGAAAAAGGCCAGUCUACACCGAAAAAUUCUGGGAGCUGCUGCGGCUUCAUUUGCCGGAGGUGCAUGUCCUAUUCCUGGAGUGUCUAUAGCUUGUGAUAUCGCCAUUUUAGUAAAAACAUUUCUGGAAAUACGGAAAAGCUUUGACCUGGAUGAUAACUCACUUGGAAGCCUUGCUUUGAAAGUUGGGAAACCUGUUGAAGUCCUCAAAGCAGAAGUCAAGAAUCCUUUUAUCUCUGAUAUCACUAUCACAUCAGUCCUAAGACUCAUUUCUUGUUCAGCUGCUGCUAUUGUUAUGGCUGCUGAAGAAGCAAUUCACUUUAUCCCGAUUGUUGGAUCUGUUGUUGGGGCGCCUGUGUCUUUUCUAACUACCUACGGCAUCCUGAGAAAUUCACUUGAUGAAUUUGGAAAGUCAGCAGUGAGGGUGAUUAUAAAGGCCACAAAGAAGUAAUUCCAAGUUCACAUCAUGAGCUGAAAGCUUUAAUUCUGUACAUGAAACAGACCUUCAACAAUCUGAUAUAUCAACUGCCUGUAAUUUAGGGCCUUUCUUAAUUGAUUUGCAUGGAGAAGUUUAGUGAGUGUGAUAUGCUUUUAUUUCUAAAUGUGUAACUGCAGUGUCAAAAACAAAUAGAGAACAUUAAUUUGAUUCCAAAAAUAAUAAAGAGAUAUCAAUUUUAA
Messenger RNA from Erpetoichthys calabaricus (reedfish), 1442 nucleotides. RefSeq names its product interferon-inducible GTPase 5-like. Bases 19 to 1215 code for a protein of 398 amino acids. The transcript has a single exon. The record is from RefSeq and is a predicted model, not a curated record. Gene Ontology annotation, cellular component: membrane. Gene Ontology annotation, molecular function: GTP binding; GTPase activity. NCBI's taxonomy places the organism in Eukaryota, Metazoa, Chordata, Cladistia, Polypteriformes, Polypteridae.